Messenger RNA from Bacillus rossius redtenbacheri, 2278 nucleotides. Its product is annotated as leucine-rich repeat-containing protein 28-like. The coding region runs from base 282 to 1382 and encodes 366 amino acids. The record is from RefSeq and is a predicted model, not a curated record. Lineage: Eukaryota; Metazoa; Arthropoda; Insecta; Phasmatodea; Bacillidae. The transcript is spliced from 4 exons. Gene Ontology annotation, molecular function: protein binding.
ACUCCCGGCGCAGGACGAGAGCUCGAGGGUUGGCGGAGGUCGCGGGUUCGAUCAGGCGGCGCAGAGCUGACCUCGACAAGCGCCGCAGUGUUGCGCCCCGAGGAAGUGGCAACACCGCCUCGCUCUGCGAGACUCCUACCUCCAUGCAGACACAAACAAGAAUGUAAACAAAAUGCGCUCGCUGGCCGGAGAGUAAAUGGGAGCGACGGAAAUAGCGGGCCAGUUGGACGACAGUCAAGAGCGGGACCUUGGAAACAGCAGUGACCGAGGGCAGUAGCGCCAUGGGGUCGGGCGUAGCGCGCGAGAUACGACAGGCCCGGGUGCUGCACUGGAGCUACGUGGGGCUGGAGGAUAUCCCGGAGCGACUGAGGACGGAGGGCGAGCAGGUGCGGGAAAUAUACCUCAAGGACAACAAGCUGUCCAGACUGCCACCGUGGUUGGGCUCGCUCAGCAACCUCACCAACCUGUACCUGCACGGCAAUGAGCUGACGGCCCUGCCCGAGGAGCUGGGAGAACUGCAGCUGCUCUCGUGGCUGGAUGUGGACUCGAACCAGCUGAGCAGCCUGCCCUGCUCGCUGUGGCAGCUGCGACACCUCGCCGCCCUCGUCGUGUCGAACAACAGACUGAGCGAGCUGCCACCAGAUGUGGGCCGCCUGUCAGCGCUGGAGUAUCUGGACAUGUCCCACAAUGCCCUGCGCGAGCUGCCCGAUGCGCUGGGCCGGUGUCGGAGGCUACACGAGCUGACGGUGGACGGCAACCCCCUGGUGACACUGCCGGGUUCCCUGACAGGGUUGCCCAGCCUGCGGGUUCUCACCGCCAUGGACUGUCACCUGACCCACCUGCCCGCGCUGCAGUUCACAUCGCGCCCCAUGCUGCGUCUGGACCACAACACUGCACUCACCUACCUGCCAGCGCACGUGCUGCAGCACACUCGUGAUGUGCACUACAUCAGACAUGCAGAGUACUACAUCCUGGCGGCCAAGAAGCUACUGACCGAGCCCGUGGACUGCACCAGGUCAACAGGCUUAGUGCUGCGCGCGGGCCAGCGCACCCUAGCCAUGCCGUCCGCCUUGUGGCACGUGCACAGGCCACACGCGCGGCUCGUGGUGUCCCUGUACGAGCUGGCGUUGCGAGCAUCUCACCCCGUGGCAGCACGGCACGUGGCAUCGCUUCUGCCCACAAGUCUGCGCGAGGAACUACGCCGUGGGCCCACCGCGCACUGCUCUCGUCACGAGUGCCACGCGCCCAUCUACCACUACGCCACUCUCUGGGCGGUCGAGGAGCCUCACAUCAUCGCUGCUCUGUUCUUCUGCUCGCACCGCUGCUGCACGGCCUGCCGCGAGCCGUGCGAGGCGUCCCUCGUCUCGGUGGACUGGAGCUAGCACUGCACCACUCCUCGGUCCACAAUAACCAACACAUGUCUGCAAGAUAUGACAACAUGGAAAUGUGUCAAACUGGAUACAUAGUUCUCAAUAGUAGUACCAAUGUACAUUGUAUAUAUCUUGCUGCCAGUAGUAUUUCUAAACAAAUCAUUUGAUGAACAGUGUUCAUAAAUAAAUAAUGAUCUGGGCACUAAUGGCACUUCUUAUGAGAACUGUCAAAUAUGAAAAGUUACAAGAGACAUGCUGUAUCAGUGUCAUAUACAUAAAAAAUAUCAAUUUUUCUAUUAAAUAGUGCCAUAUUUCAACCUGUUUAAAAGUUAAAAUGUGGAGUUGACAUAAUAUGUUGUUUUUUUGCUCAUAGUGUGCACUAAGUGAUGAGCAUUCACGACAGUGUAGGGUUAGCGGGCACACACUGAAAAUACUAGAUACAUAACUUUUAAAAGUUUUUCAAAAUAAACUUUUCAACUUUUCAACUUGAGAAAUUUGUAAACAGACAGAACCAUUCUCAACAGAAAAAGUUCUUAGCAAUGGCGUAUGUCCAAAAACUUACAUCAAGUCAUGCACUCCCAUUGCACAAAUCUUUUAAAGAUAACAGAACCAUUCUCAACUUAAGAAAAUCGAAACAAGGUUAAUUACUUCAAGGAAUUUCAUGUCAAUUUCCAAUGUGACUUGUUCGAAGAGUUACUGUAUAUCUGCAAUCUGUACACUCAGUCGGUAGCUAAUUCGUCCAAGUAGCCUGACCGUUUACAAUGGUUGAAGUACCACUGCACUCCCACGGACCAAAUGUGGACGAUCUUGUUGGAAGAGAUGAGACUCGACCAUCUUUGUCAGAGCAAGGAAUAAGGAAAAUGUACAUAUUAUCACUUUGUUGAGAAUAAACUUUACAUUUGUUCCAA